Triticum aestivum (bread wheat) is the source of this 1279-nucleotide messenger RNA. RefSeq lists its product as uncharacterized. The coding region runs from base 128 to 1078 and encodes 316 amino acids. The transcript has 7 exons. Gene Ontology annotation, molecular function: protein binding. NCBI's taxonomy places the organism in Eukaryota, Viridiplantae, Streptophyta, Magnoliopsida, Poales, Poaceae. The record is from RefSeq and is a predicted model, not a curated record.
UGUCCUCCCCCCUCGCGCCUCAAGCCCUCCACCGUCGGCCGUGGAAGCCAUUGCCAGGCGCACACUAGCUCGAUCUGCCUGCCCCCAAAACCCAGAGGAGGAGAGCAGGGGAAGGCCCGCUGGGGCUAUGGGCAACACCGGGAGUACAUCUCCUGCAAGCUUAGGAAAGUCUCAUGUUCCACAUUUAGAAUGGAAGAUUCAUGACUUCUCAGCGCUACUUGAGACAGGAGCUACGUCGGCAAAAUCUUCUCAUUUUCACUACUCCGGGUAUAAGUGGUUCCUGAAAGUGAUACCAAUGCAUAAAAAACCUGGCGCUGAAACACCAUAUGUUGGUCUUUGUCUUAAGCUAGGCUCCAAAACCCUGGAGCCGUGUGACACGGUAAAUGCAGUGUUUGAGUUAUCAGUAUACAAUCGUGCAAAGAGGGUAUAUUGUGGACGCAGAGCUAGCCAUAACUUUGAUUUGAACAAUACACACUCGAAGAAUGAAUGUUUGAUUCCUCUUCAGGAGCUACUAAAAUCAUCUGCUUUUCUAGUUGAUGAUAGCUGUGUCUUUGGUGUUAAGAUAUUGAAAAUUAAAUUAUUUUCUACUGAAAAGAAGGCUGCUGUGGUUCCGAAGAAGGUUACCACAGUACAGAACCUUUUUAUCCAGAAGAAAGGGCUCAUCAAAGGGACCUACACCUGGACCAUGGACAACUACCAUGAAUUGGACUCGAAACGCUUUGUUUGUUCUCCUACAUUUGAAGCCGGUGGACAUAAAUGGCAUGUUGGCAUGUAUCCGCAUGGUCGCAGAAACAUCACCAACCAUGUCUCCUUGUUCUUAUACCUGGAGUCCUCGGAUAAGCUCUGUGACGAGUCUGGGAAGGUAGUUGAAUUGACUCUGUCCAUCUUGGACCAAAAGAACGGGAAACACUCCACCAUAACUUCAGGUCUCUUGGUGUUUGGAGGUGAAAGCAGCUGGGGAUGGCCCAAGUUCCUUACAGUAAAAAAAUUCAAGAAUCCGUCGAGAGGCUAUGUUGUAGGAUCAAGAUGUGUCGUCAAGACAGAUUUCACUAUCGUUGGCUCAUCCAAUGAUGGAUAGAUCGUUAGCUCAUGGCCCUUGCAUCCUACUUGCUAGUAUUAUGUCAUACUGUGCUUGUUUCUUUUCUGUCAUAUAUUGUUUUGGUAGCAGUACUGACACGAUCAUCCUAUGGUGCUAAGGACGAACUUAGCACCGGAAAUUGAGAACAUGUUAGUUUAAUUUUGGGCAAUGCGAUGUUUGAAAGUACUUCAAUAUGCCACG